Molecule: messenger RNA, 1976 nt
Organism: Galeopterus variegatus (Sunda flying lemur)
Lineage: Eukaryota; Metazoa; Chordata; Mammalia; Dermoptera; Cynocephalidae
Gene: GPATCH4
Product: G patch domain containing 4
Exons: 8
Coding region: 134-1486 (450 amino acids)
Biological process (GO): regulation of ribosome biogenesis
Cellular component (GO): nucleolus
Molecular function (GO): nucleic acid binding
Source: RefSeq, a predicted model, not a curated record
AAGGACCAAAGCGGCAUUUCCGGGAAGAUGGCGGCACCCAAGUCAGAUAUGGCACAUGUUUCCGCGGAGAUGAUCCCUCAGUGACGGUCUCUUCCCUGGUGAGACCCUGAGGACAGACACUCUUUUCUUCACCAUGAGUGUCACCCCAGAAGUCAAGAGUCGUGGGAUGAAGUUUGCCGAGGAGCAGCUGCUAAAGCAUGGAUGGACUCAAGGCAAAGGCCUGGGCCGCAAGGAGAAUGGCAUCACCCAGGCCCUCAGGGUGACGCUGAAGCAGGACACUCAUGGGGUGGGACAUGACCCUGCUAAGGAAUUCACAAACCACUGGUGGAAUGAGCUCUUCAACAAGACUGCAGCCAACUUGGUAGUGGAAACUGGGCAGGAUGGAGUACAGAUAAGGCGCCUUUCUAAGGAGACCACCCGUCAUAAUCAUCCUAAGCCCAGCUUGCUGUAUCAGAAGUUUGUGAAGACGGCCACGCUGACUUCAGGUGGAGAGAAGCCAGAUAAAGACUUGGAGAGCUGCAGUGAUGAUGACAACCAGGCAAUCAAACCCCCAAAGAUUCUGACUGAUGAGAUGCUGCUCCAAGCCUGUGAGGGACGAACAGCACACAAGGCUGCCCGUCUUGGGAUCACAAUGAAGGCCAAGCUUGCUCGACUAGAGGCCCAGGAGCAGGCCUUCCUGGCUCACCUCAAAGGCCAGGACCCUGGAGCCCCUCAACCACAGUCUGAGAGCCAGCCCCCACAAAAAAAGAAAAAGAAAAGGAAGCAGAAAGAGGAGGAAGAGGUUACAGCAACUGAAAGGAAUGCAGAUGAGGAGCACCCGGAACACACUGACCAGAGCAUCAGGAAAAGCAAGACAAAGAAAAGGCGACAUCAAGAAGAAAAGGUCUCAGAUGAGAAAGAGGGAACAACUGUAGGGAAUGAGGAGGAAGAAGCUGCAAGAACAAGUGGGCUUGGGAAACUGAAGAGCAGAGAGCAAGCCGAUCAGUCCCUCAGGAAAAGGAAGAAAAAGAAGAGGCAGCUACAUGAAGAGGAGGUGAGAAUGGGGGUCCUGGAUGGAGAAGGAGGUAAGGAGGCUGCAGGUGGUAUCAGGAGAGAGGAGGCAGAGAGCAAAACAUACACUGCCCCAUGCAGCAGAAGCAAGAAGAGGUGGCAGAUUGAGAAGGAGGACCUGAACACAGAGGACAAAGAAGUGGAGGAGACCGUAUCAGAUAGUGGGACCAGGGAAGCAGAAAGCAGAGCAGGCAGUGACCGAAGAAGCAGGAAAAGCAAGAAAAGAUGGCAACGUCAAGAGGAGGAGGUGGUCUUGGAUGUAAGGAAUGGAGGAGAUGAGGAGGAUGGCAGGACUAGGGAAGUAGAGAGCGAAGCAUGCACUGGCUCUAGCAGCAGAGGUAAGAAGAGGAGGCAGCAGCAUCAUUCAGAGGAGGAAAGAGCUGGAGUCAACACUGACCACAGAGCCAAAAAGAAGAAACAGAAAAAGAGACAUUGAAGGUCUGGUCAAGGUGGGGCUCAAUCAGAGCCUUUUCCGUAGAUGAAGCCUCAGAGACAUGGGUCGAUGCAGGUGUUCUGCAGUCCCUUAAAUGAGGAAUUCCUAAGUUGGAAACAGCUCUGGAACAUCAGUCUGCAGAAGAGAGAGCAGUAGUGCCAUGCCUUAGUUGAGGGAGUGGGCAUAGUCCCCUCUACUGCUUCUAACCCAGAGAUCAUGAACUCAGGUACCUGUAGGAGCCCAGCAGCUAAGGGACAAAGAAUGCUGGGGACUGUGGUAACAAGGAUGCAGACACCCUUUGAAGGGGCAUCACUGCUAAAAGAAACUGAAAAUGCAAACUUUUGGGAAAUGUCCUGAUUUUUAAAUAUUGUGAAACCUGAGAAAAACAACAUAUUUAGGUCUAUGGGCUAGAUUCAGCCCACAGGUUGCCAGUUUCUAAUGCCAUACCGAAUGUUUAAAUAAACAUCAGCUUGUGCUCCUAGCAAACAGAUAA